GGUCAAGUCGCCUCUGAAAUUUGCAAAAAUUCAGCUGUAGUUGACCACGCCCAAAUGACACAAGACUACGCCCCCAAAACAUUGACACGUGACACGAUUGAAGCCACUAAGACACUUUUCGAAUGUGUGGAAACUGAUACUAAACCAAAUCCGCCCAUUUUAGUACCUAAGCCACUCCCGUUUAAUGUAACCACGCCCUUUCCACUUCUUACAAUCCCCGUCCUUGAAGAGAAUUAUCCUGAUUAUGAAACUGAUGAUGAUGUUUGGGAUAAAACGAAAAAAUAUGACACAACAUCGGUGAAUUUUAUUAAAAUAUGUCAGACGAGUUUAGAAAUGUUGGCGUUGACUGUUGUGGAGGGGGAAAAGACAGUUGUAAUGUCAAUUGAUGAUUCAUCGGCUCAGAUUACUAGAUUAGUUGGGCGAAAGUUGAUUAAGAAUGAAAUUGACAUGUCAGGUGGUACUUUUCAAGCGUCACGUGAUGUUGGUAAAGUGGAGGGGGCUGUUGACGUCAGAGUGUGUUGUUGGCAGUAUGACCCAUUUUGGUGGAACAAGUGGGAAAUUGUCACAAACAUUUUCCUAGUCCGUAUAGUCACUAAUAAGACAAUUUUGAGGAAAUUCAAAGAACCAAAUAAAGUGGUACUUGAUCUACAUAAAGAACAACCAGUGAAGGUACUACCAGUUCAAAAAAAUGACAAUUUGGUGGUUCUAAGAAUUGAGGUUAAGGCUAGAGAAGCGUUUUUUAUCAAUUUCCAGACAAGUACCACUCUUCGGGUACUUAUCACAGUUUUUGAAAAACCCUCAAAAGAGGAAAUUGGGAGUAAAGGUGAACACGUGACUGGAUCAAAACAAUUGUACUACGAUUAUGACCGAGUGUACGAUUCGUGGUGUUACAUUUCGGUGGUACCAGAAACGGGUGGUUCCAAUUUUGAUGUUAGUGUUUACAGUACAUCAUGUUUUUCGUAUAACUACACAAUUGAGAAAUGGUUUUUCGCUUGCAAAGGUACGGCUAAAUCGACCAAAAAGAAAAUUUUUUGUUUAUGUAACCAUUUAUCAAUUUUGGCGGGAGUGGUUCAUAAUAACACAAUUAAAAUCGACGAAGUUGAAACUAAACCAGAUUUUGAGAUGGUUUUGUUGUGCUCACUUGUGAUUUUUAUCACACUUGCAACCAUUUUAUUUAUUUAUUUUUUUUGUUUGGUUCUUGUGAUACUGAAGAGAAAGAAAAAAAUUGCGGUUUAUUUACCUCCCGAUAUUUCCUCAUCCUCCCGUUAUGUUUACUUGGUUGGUAUCAAAACCGGUCGAAAACCAUCAUCUGGUACCUCCUCAAACAUUUGUAUCAAAAUUUUUGGCGAGAAAAGUAGUACCAAGAGUCACAUUUUGAACUACCCUGAUCCUCACAAACGGAUAUUUCAGUGGGGGAACCACGACUGGUUCCUAGUACCAACCCUCAAUACUUUGGGUGAAAUAACCGAAGUGGCUUUAUGGUCGGACUACACCGGACGAACACCCAGAUGGUACUGUGCUAACAUAACCAUUUAUGACUUACAAACCGCUGAGAAAUGGUACUUUGAGGUAAAUAAAUGGUUCGAGGUACCUCCCAAAUACCAGACUUAUAAUAAAAUCCGGGUUGGGAAAUUUGCAAGGGAAAAUGGUUGGGGACGAAGGUUGAGGUUUUGGCCUCGAAUGUUGUACCAAGCCGACUUUGAUCAUUUUAUAAGAACCACUUACUUGUUAUCAAUUGUUUUAAUGAUAUGUGUGGUGACUUUGAUUAUGUAUGGACUACCACGAUUUGUACUCGCUGAUGGUUUUGCAUGGUUUUACGACUACACACCACGAUGGGAAAUGGUUUUGAUCGGUUUUGGAAGUUCAGGAGUUACAUUUAUGGUUCAUAUAACAUGGAUUUGGUUCUAUAAGUUGUACAAGAAACGAGCAAAAACCGUUUUAACCGUAAUAAUAGUCACAAAUGUCACAAUUUUGGUGGUUUUUGGGUUCUGGAAACCAUUAAUCAUGGGUUGGUUUUGGUUAACUUCAGUCAUACUAGCGAUUGUGUUUUAUUUCCUCUUUUGUGAGAACUUGUAUGAAGUUUAUUUCGUUUGGAGGAACCACAAGGUGACUGAAGAUGAUCCAACUAUAGUCGAAACGUUUAGAAAGCAUUUACGCGAAAUGGAAAUUCAAAGAAAAUUUCUAUUUCAAGCUUUUGGUGAGAAUCUUUUGCGACCUUAUUUUGGUCAUAUUUACACCCCCAUGGAGGAGCAACAAAUUAAGAUCCGUAGAGGGCAAUUUUUGGCCCGUGUGCAACUUGUGACCCUUCUCGAGGACACCACAAUGUUUAUUUGUUAUGUCACUCUUCUUUAUCUUGUUAUUUUUGCAAAUAAGAACCCUUUAUCCGUCUAUAAUCACAUUGAAAUGGCUGAUCUCCUCAAAGGGGUACAUACACGUACUGAAGGCUACUCGGAAAUCGCCUCAACUGACGAAUUUUACGAGUAUUUGAACGGGACAGUGAUACCAACCUUGCAUUCGCAACACUGGUACCACAAAUACGUCGUCAAGAACCCAGGAAUAAUGGCCGAUUUUAAUAAUAAGUUCCUGGGGGUGGCUCGUUUGCGUCAGAAACGUACAGUUUUGCAUCCCUGUCGUCAAGUGUUUGAUUUUGUCAAAAAUGAGACUUGUCACGGGGAGUAUAUGCACUCAUGGUCAAACACGAGUACUUUUGUACCAGAAUACAACAAGUUUGUUCGUUUAGCCCCCAUUUGGGAGUACACCAAGGCGUAUAAAGGGGGAUUUUCGCUGGUUUGGGGUCAAUUCGGGUGGUACUUUGGGGGUGGUUUUAUUGCACCACUUGGUCGCACUUAUUACAAUUCCUAUGCAAACUUCUACUACGUGUUUAAACAUGAUUGGCUCGAUAAAGCCACUAGUGUGAUAAUGAUCGAGUUUUUGACCUAUAAUGUCAAUAGUAACUUGUUUAAUGCUGUAAGAGUGGUAAGUGAGAAAAGUGCCACGGGUUACAUACGAAAUUUUCUCGAUUUGAGUACUGCUCAAUACUUGUUUGUGAAAAAAGAAGACGAAAUUGCCGAAUUGGUGAUUCUAGGGUCUUUUUUCCUAAUCGUUGCGAUUUUCACCCUAAAAUUAAUCACACGUGCAUUUAGGAAGAAAUUGUUUUUUUUUCGCGAUUUGUGGACUUUGAUUGAUGUAGUUAUAGUGGGGAUAACAUACUCGUGUUUUCUUUUGUUUCUCGGUAGGAUGGAAUUGGUGAGGAAAUUUCUUCACAAAGUCGAAAAAUCGAAAAAGAACGAGUUUAUCAACUUCUAUGGUUUGCUUUUCGAAGAUAAAUCUUUCACUUACAUUGCGGCUUUUUUGAUUUUUAUUUCGACAAUCCGACUUUGGAAAAUGUUACGUGCUGGUACUUUUUUCAAAAUCGUGGAGAAAACUGUCAUUUUGGGGUUUUCCCCGCUGAUUAUCCUGAUGAUAAACCACCGAAUUUGCAUUGCUGCGUUUUCCUUCACUGGUUUUAUGAUUUUCGGUCCUUAUUCACGAAAUUUCAAGGAUUUGCUUGAUGUUGCGAUGACUCUCAUGAUUUUGAGUUUGGGGGUUCAAGGUGACUUUGAUUUUGACAUUCUUGCAAUAACAAAUCCUUGUAUUAGUCGCAUUUAUUACAUUGCCUACAUGUUCCUCAAUCUUUUAUUCUCUACAAUGUAUGUCGCUGUUUUGAUUGAUUGUUACUACAAGGCACAAGUGGUAGUCGCAAGUGAUUUGGAAUUGACCGAUUUGAGGAGUUUUCUUGUUAAAGAAGCCCGUUUUUGUGGGGUUUGGUUCAAAGUCGGGUUCCAAAGACUCAAAUCUGGUACCAUUCCAAAGCGACGCAAAGUCGCCCCAAAACCUGAGGAGUACCGGUAUAAAAAUUGUGUCACUAUACAGGAGAAUACUCUCGAGUUGAUGUGCUGUAUCGCGGUUUAUGCCCUCAAAAAGUUGAGGUUGUCCGAGGAGGAGAGGUUGAGGUUGAUGCAUCGGGUGGUGAGGAGUGUGCGGAGGGUGAAGCAGACUGGGAUUUUUUUCACGGAGAAGACCCAAAAUGGGGUUAUUAAGGUUGUUCCAGAUGAGAGGAUGAGGAGGGUUGAGAGGGCGGUUGAAAUGAUUCUGGAUCCGGAACAGAAAUGGAAAAAAUUGAGGGAGGAGAGGUUUAGGAGUGUUGUGAGGUACCAAAUGGAUCAGUUGAAUUAUUUCAAUCAAGUUUUGGAAACUGUUACGCGACUAGUGUCAAAUAUUCAAGUUGAAUAAAUUUUUAAUUAUUCAGUGAGUCAUUUAUUCAAAUUCUAAAACUAAUUAAAUUCUAACGAUGUAGAUAAGGAAAAUUAUUAUGCAAAACCAUGUCUAUAUAAGUUUUUUUACUAAAUAUUUUUUUACAUUUUAGUGCACAAUGGCGAAAGCGAUGAAAGUAAGUAUUUUUCCAAUGAAAUGACACUUUUUAUAGAUUUUUAGGUUGUUUUGGUGGCUGUUCUGUUGCUUUGUAUCAACACCCAUCAUGGAUUGGCUCAGGGGGGUAUGGGGGGAGAGCCAGGCGGAAUGAUGGGAGGAAUGGAACCUGGAGGGAUGGGUGAAAUGGGAGGAAUGGGAGGAGGGCCG
Tribolium madens (black flour beetle) is the source of this 4617-nucleotide messenger RNA. Its product is annotated as polycystic kidney disease protein 1-like 2. Gene Ontology annotation, cellular component: membrane. The transcript has 6 exons. Gene Ontology annotation, biological process: detection of mechanical stimulus. The coding region runs from base 55 to 4272 and encodes 1405 amino acids. Lineage: Eukaryota; Metazoa; Arthropoda; Insecta; Coleoptera; Tenebrionidae. The record is from RefSeq and is a predicted model, not a curated record. Gene Ontology annotation, molecular function: calcium ion binding; calcium channel activity; protein binding.